GCAAGCAAUCUUCCAUUCCAUCUAGCCAAUUUCCUGAGAAAGAAUUAAUGGCGACCAUUCCAUCAAAAAUCCAACUCUCUACUGAUUCUCGCUCUUAUAGCUUGCCAUCUAGACCACACCCCAUAAUGUCACAGGUAGAUGAGCAUCUAAGCAGGUUGAGGACAUCUGAAUCUGCCUCUACAUCCUCAGCAAUCAGCAAACAACUAGGUGGCCUUCAAGAUCUGCAUGAAUGCAUAGGCAAGCUGCUUCAAUUGCCACUAACUCAGCAAGCUUUAGCCCAAGAGCAGAGUGAGAAGUGGGUCGAGGAGAUGUUAGAUGGAUCUUUGAGGAUCUUGGAUGCAUGCAGCACAGCCAAGGAUUCCUUGUUGCAUACAAAAGAAUGCUUACGGGAACUUCAAUCUAUUAUGCGCAGGAAAAGGGGAGGUGAAGCAGCAUUUCUAAAUGAGGUUAGGAAAUACUUAGCCUCUAGGAAGGUGAUGAAAAAGGCAAUUCAGAAGGUGCUGAAGAAUUUGAAGGGCACGGAAAAUAAAUACAACAGUGAUGAUCAAACUCUUGCCAUGAUUAGCAUGUUCAGAGAGGUACAAGGGGCUGACAUCACCUUGUUUGAGUCCUUGUUGUCCUUUAUCUCUGCAGAAAAGGUACAACCAAAGGCAAGCAAGUGGUCUUUGGUUUCCAAGCUGGUGCACCAAAAAAGAGUAGCAUGUGAGCAAGAAGCGGAUGCAAAUGAAUUUGCUAGGGUCGAUGCUGCACUGCAAUUCCUCAAUUGUCAUAAAGACUGCAAUAGCCAAAUUGAGAAUAUGCAAACGGAGCUGCAAAAUCUGGACUCCUGCAUUCAAGAUCUUGAAGAAGGACUUGAGUCCCUCUUCAGAAGUUUGAUAAAGGCUAGAGUCUCCAUUCUUAACAUCCUCAAUCAUUAGAAAAAAAAAUAUGUGAAGCAAAAUCAAAUGUUAAGAUCAAAUAUUUCAGAUGUAACUUAUUUUUAAUAAAAGUUGCAUAGUCUU
Rubroshorea leprosula is the source of this 1001-nucleotide messenger RNA. The record is from the annotation of a GenBank genome assembly. Lineage: Eukaryota; Viridiplantae; Streptophyta; Magnoliopsida; Malvales; Dipterocarpaceae.